GUGAAUGCAAAACACGCAACGCAAUGUUUGCGCCAAGAAACUCAUCGCCUCCGCUGCACAUCUACAACAGCGACGAGGUGGCCGCCUAUCAGAUAAAAUUGAAGAAAAUCCUAGGCUUGACAGUCUGUAGCAGUGCUGGACUCGAUGUAUCCUCCACAACCGGCGUGCUUGCAUAUCCAGCAGGAUGUACGGUGGUGUUGUUCAACUCCAAAAAGCUAUCCCAGAACUUCCUGCUCAACACAACGAAGAAGGCCAUCACUGCCGUCGCAUACUCCGAAUGUGGUCGAUAUCUGGCAACGGGUGAGUGUGGUCACAAUCCCUCGAUCAAAGUGUGGGAGCUAGAUGCAUCCGGUGGCAACGGGGGCGGCACGAUCGAGAAUGGAGCCGCCGGUAGCAUCGUGGCCGAAUUCUCCGGCCACAAGUACGCCGUCAGCUGUGUGGCCUUCUCGCCCACGGGCAAGUACCUGGUGUCGGUGGGUUCACAGCACGACAAUAUUGUGAACGUGUUCGAUUGGAAGGCAAACCUGAAGAUUGCGUCGAACAAGGUGACGGCCAAGGUUGUGGCGGUUAGCUUUAGCGAGGAUGGCAACUACUUCGUAACGGUUGGCAACCGGCAUGUGAAGUACUGGUAUCUGGAGGGUAGCCGCAAGUAUAAGGAACCGAUCCCACUGAUGGGACGCAGUGCCAUCCUGGGAGAGCUCCGGAACAAUGACUUCUGUGCGGUGGCAUGCGGUAAAGGCGAGAUGGCCGAGAGUACGUACGCAAUUACGAGGAACGGUCAUCUGGUGGAGUUUAAUGCGCGUCGCUUGCUGGACAAGUGGGUGAUGUGCCGGACGAAUGCCGCCAACUGCAUGGUGGCCAGUACAAAGUACAUUCUCGUCGGUUGUGCCGAAGCCAUCGUGAGGGUAUUUAAUGCCGAAACGCUGGAAUACAUUACUACCCUGCCGAGGACACACUUCUUGGGGGUGGAUGUAGCGCAGGGGGUGCACAUCAACCACAUGAUGGCGGUACCGCCAGGCGCCAAGUAUCCCGACACCAUCGCCAUCGUCUACGACGAAACCCGGUCGAAGGUGACGUGCGUGUACAACGACCACAGUCUGUACAUCUGGGACCUGCGGGAUAUUAGACGGGUGGGCAAGAGCCAAUCGUUCCUGUACCAUUCCGCCUGCAUUUGGGGCGUCGAAACAGUGCCAUUCAGCUACCAGCAGCUCAAACAGAACGCCAACGGUGAUACGUUGCCGUCGGAUUGCUUCAUGACCUGCUCGUCGGACGAUACGAUUCGCGUGUGGGAUGUGGACAGCUGCGACACGAACGAGGUGUAUCGGAAGAACAUCUACAGCAAGGAGCUGCUCAAGGUGCUGUACAUCGACGAUGAGCUGAACUUCAUCAAGGAUACGGACAACCCCAUACACAGUACGGAGAAAAACUCAAGCUACGAUGGGCGGAACGGGGUGCGGUGUAUCAAGAUCAGCUCGGACAGUCGACAGCUCGCGACGGGCGACCGGAGUGGCAACAUUCGAAUCUACAAUCUCAGUAAUCUUAAGCUCAUCACAACGAUCGAAGCGCACGAUUCGGAGGUGUUGUGUCUGGAGUACACGAACGAGAAAAUUGAGCGCCGUUUGCUGGCCAGUGCGAGCCGUGAUCGGUUGAUUCACAUCUUUGAUUGUGAGGCAAACUAUCGCAUUCUACAAACGCUGGACGAUCAUUCGAGCAGUAUCACAUCGGUACGGUUUAUUGGGGCCGGCAAGCAGUUCCAGAUGGUGUCCUGCGGUGCAGAUAAAUCCAUCAUUUUCCGCAACUUCCAGAACAAUGUGUUUCUGCGGGGUAAUAACUGUUCCGGCAAGAAUACACUGUACGAUAUGGAGGUGGACAGUAAUAGCAAGCACAUACUGACGGCGUGCCAGGAUAGGAACAUUCGCGUUUAUAGCACGCAGAAUGCAAAACACACGAAGACAUUCAAAGGAUCUCACUCGGAUGAGGGUAGCUUGAUUAAAGUUAGUCUAGAUUUGAGUGGCAUCUACAUUGCGACGUCUUGUACGGAUAAAACCCUCAGCGUGUAUGACUAUUACUCAAACGAAUGCAUGGCAAGGAUGUAUGGUCACAGUGAGCUCGUAACUGGAUUGAAGUUUACCAACGACUGUAAAUACCUCAUAUCGGCCAGUGGUGAUGGUUGUGUGUUUAUCUGGCAGGUACCACACGAUAUGAUUGUUACGAUGCAGGCACGCUUAUCACAGCAAGCGCUACGAUCGGGCAUUCAACCAAUUCCACGAACGCUUCAACCAACCAACCCGUUCACUGAUGCCAUCCUGAACCAUCCACAACCUACGCCGGUGCCGAAUAGUAACGCAGUAUCAGAAUUUGGAUCGCCUCCUAACAGCGCUUUUCUGGGCGACGAUGCUCCAGGAUAUCGGUUUUCUGACGUUGGUCAGUUACCGCAGUGGGCCAAAAAGAAACCGUCGGAAGAUUUACAGUCCAGUUCACCUGUACUUGGAAGCAGUCCGAGCCAGGGUGGCAGUAAUUUCGGUGGCCUUGCUCCGAAACCCAGAGGACGCUGGGGCCAGAAAGGUGUCGGUGGACAGCUGGAAGAUCCGUUCGAUUUGAGGAAUAUCGUCGAAAGUAGUCCUCUGAGUACAACGUUCAGUGCGGACCAGCGACAACCAACAACACCAACACCACCCCAACCUGUCUCUGGACAUUCGGUGCAUCCACCUGCAACUAACACACCCACGUCCGGGUACAAUAGUAGUGGCUCGAAGGAUGUGUACAGCAAUGCCUACCUCAGUGAGGACAGCUCGAUCGACAGUGGGCGAGAAAAUCGUCGACCAGAUCUGAGCUCCUUCCUGCACAAGAAGAUCACCGAAACGAAGGCUCUGAACAGUUUAAACUCGGAAUCGAACACGGAACACGAUGGAGACGUGGAGGAUAUAUCGGACGGUGAGCGUACAAGCUCGGACCAUGGUAUGGUGUAUUAUCCGUCGGCAGCGCCAUCCACUCCAACUGAUUUCAAGAUCAACGAUGUCGAUACAAACGAGCUGCGUAAAUCGAUCCGGCGGCAGAAGCUAGAAAAGCAAGGCCUUAGUCUAGCGGCCCAAUUCCAGAGUGCCGCGUCAGGCACCGGCACCGGUACGUCAGACGAUGAGGAUGAAGGAUCCACCCCGAGCGGUGAUAAUGCAGACCGAUCGCUUGCAUCGACGCUUGGAGGAAGUUCGGAAAGCAUUCCCCAGCAGGCAUCUUCCACGUUUCUGCAAGCUGUCCUUGAUGGACCGGGCAGUUUAUCCGAUCGGGAAAGAUCACAAGCGAGGAAGAGCAUGAGCGCUAAGCACAACAACGAUGCAAAGAUAACGACCAGCAUAUCGAAAUCGUUUGCCAACAACAAAAAAGAAGAGCUUAUGAAGGUGAUCAACGAGGCAAAGGCGAAGCUGGAGAAUGGGAUAAUGUUUCAUAAUAAGCGUGCAUUAAAUUAUGCUCAAUUAAAGGUCGGCUAUCGGUCGGGUUUACGCGCUAGUCAAAGCAUAUCCGAUUUGAGUCACUCGAUGAACAUGUCCGGGGCAAGUCCAAACCGUACGCAACGGAUAGAAGUAGAUAAUACUUUAAAUUCCAGAGGGUACCCUCCAAUGUCUGGCAUUUCUGGACCCUACGGAGGACCCGCCCCGUACACGAACGCUUCAAACUUUCUUCACAGCGCUGCGCCACGAUCAAAGCUUGCCCAAAACUGUAUGCUUAUGAACCAAAUACAGCAAGAGCUUCCGCCGUACCCUCGGGAUGUUGGAAUAUAUGAACAACCAACCCGACCCGAUAAAUUGGAUCUAGUAGAGCUUCCUCCAGUGCCAGCGGAUAAAUUACGAAAGCAUCCAGGAAUUUUGAAGAACUAUAAAUCCUGCCCUGUAUCGCCGGUGCACGAAGAACAGGAAUGGUCCAGUCCUUCGAACCACGAUGAAUCAUCUCACAAUCAGCAAAAGUUGCACGAUCGCACAGGAAGACACGGACAGAUCCGACACUCGAUGUACUACGAAGAUGCCAAAACGAUUCUGAGCAUGAUCCAUUCUGAUACCGAGAAGAUGAUUCGCGAAAUCACGAGCAAGUACGGUGAUCUGGAUGAUAUCAAACCGACUGCGAAGACGAAAGACGAAGAAGAUAAAGAAAAGCCGUCCGCCGCUUCCAAAGAAACCGAUCCAAAAGCUUCCGCUUCGCAAGACACUCACCACGAGCAUGGGUUCCUAUCGGAAGAUGAACCCAACUUUAGUUCCGACUCGUUGGAAGACUGUAGUCUCGAUUUGGACCUGGAGCGUCACGGACAAUCCGUUCCGGCGAGGAAAAAACACUGUGCCAAACAUCAUCCGGCCAAGAAAAUGCCACUCUCACUGCCAAAACGGUCCGUAUCCGAUUACUUUAUCUACGAUCAACCACUGCAAGCUGCUCCGUAUGAGGUUCCUUACCGAAAUGUUUCGCUUUCGGACAUUCUGGACGAUGAGGAAGCAAUCCGACAGGCAGAGCAUCGCUUUCUCGAAACACAGCGCCAUUCGAGUGCAAGCUUCUUCCUUGGCCAGCAGUACCCCACGCGAAAGAGUCAGGAAAGCAUCCUUUCGGAUGAGUAUGGAAGUGGCGGAGUUAGUUUCUGUAACAGCAUGGAAAGCAUCCUGUCGGAUGAUUCCGAGUGCAAGAGUGCUCCGUUGGAGGUGUUGUUUGGGCGCAUUCGGCGUGAUCAUCUUGGUCAGGUUACGCAUGGACAUGGUGGGCGAAAUCCUUCCAAUUUCGAGUACAAGCUGGAAGGUCUUGGUUGUGCUACUUCAAAAUCUUACGGCUCGAGUCCUAAUGCUGGCAGUGGGUUUGAUUACUAUAUGCAGGGAAAUUAUUUCCAUGCAACUGCUACCGAUGCCAGUUACUUCGGUAUGGUGCACGAUAGCUUGGAGUACGGUGGUGGGCAGGAGCGUCGUAGCGGAACGGUUCGCCAAGGAGCACCUGGUAUGCCAACUUCAGUGAGUUAUCCAAGAUUUCUUCCAAGUCUUGCAUCUGCUGCAGCAGCUCCACUAUCAUCAGCGAGAGAGGAACUGCUUUUUAAUGAAACAUUUGAAGAGGGAGAAGAUUUCAUUCCAUCUCUUACGUCAAAGGCAGCUCAGUACGGUGGUGCUACGGUGAAGAGUCUCAGCAAAGACUUCGCCAACCAACGGAAGCAGAUGAACUCGAAUCCGCUAUACAACUGCAACGAUGGAAUCGGUGGAAAUGGAGAUCUCUUUAUACGAAAAACUGUCAACGCCACGAAUCAACACCAUCAAAUCACACGAUCGGACAUCUUCAGCACGGAAUCUUCCGUGUACGUUAUGAAAAAGUCCUGUAGUUUCGAAAUCGAAAUGGGAGGUCGUCGUAUAGCGCGAAAUUCGAAGAAAUUCGAACAAAACCUCCAGCGCUUUGAGCAGGAACGAAAGCAGUCGAACGAUCGGUUCCUUCAGCAACAGUUUGGAGGAACGUUGGAGAUGGAUUAUGUACCGCACAAACCACCGGUAGCUCACCGACGAUCGGCCAGUAUGAAGGGUCGUGGACGGGUACGCUCGAAGGAAAAGUUUAACACAAUCAUUGGACAGAUGACUAACUCUACCGGCCAGUGUGAUGAACCUGCGAUGAUUGGUGGCAAACUGAGGGACUUUGUAAAUCGAGAUUUUGUGAUGCCACCGAAGUCCACGGACAUGAUGUCUGUUUCGGUUGGCGGUGUGCGCCGUAGUGAUAUUGGCGAGGAAAAGUCUUUUGAAGUGUAUGUCGCCGAGAAGGGAGUUAGUGAGGAUGACAAUAUGGAUAGUUUGGAACUGCUGUCGAAGGCAAAGAGUGCCGCUUGCGUAGGGAAGGAGAACUCUACCGAUUCGCUUGAGGUUGUCGCACCAAAGGUUGAAGGUGUGACGGAGGUUGGAGUUGAAGCGUUGGAGUGUAUGGAAGCAACUGAAGAUGAUGAAAUAAACCAAGCAGAUGAGGCUAUCAUUGCUGAGGAAGCGCUAGAAUUGCCAAAGAAAAAUCUCACCCAGGGUGCAACGAGUGAGCUAGAAAAGCUGAUCGACCGAGGACUCCUCACAAGUGGCGAGUACAAUCGGUUCCUAGAUAUCGAGAAAAAGAUCGACAUCAUCAACAAGCUCGUAGAGCUGGAGGAGCGUAAACUCGAACAGGAACGUACGGCGAAAGAGUACCGUAUGCGCCCAUUUGAAUGUGAUCCCCGACAGAAAGGGUACGUGAAGAGUUUGACGGAAAACUUCGACCGCUUGGCGAAGGAUGCCCAGGAAGAGUUGGAAAAUGAGAAAAGCUGGUAUCUGGCAAAAGCUCGCAUGAAGCGCAACUUUAGCCUGCCGGAUGUGCUCGACUUUGGGGGGGAUUGUUGCUGUCGGCAUGGGAAGUGUUGUGAGCAGGAUGGUGAAGAGGGUGAAGAUUGUGCCUGCUGUGGGGAUGGAUGCGAUACGUACAAGCAGAAGGACGAAGAGGAACUGUCGGAAAAGGAUGAAAACUCGAUGGCGGCUGCUGUUGCGGCAGUAGCGGCAGCUGUCGCUGCCAUUGGGAUGUCGAGCAGUGAUGAAGGCGGUAAUCCCCGAAGCUUAAUCUCUGCGCAAGAUAGUGAAUCUUCGAUUAGACGUGCUUGUUCGCUUAGUGAUUUGAGUAUGGGAAAAGGCUACAAAUCUCCCAAUCAAUCGACAACUGGCAGUGGGCAGUACAAACCGUCGAUAAGCAACAGAAAUAUCAGCACGCCGACACGCAACCCACCCAAGCGCAGUACCUCGUCGGUCGGUAAGGGCGGUGCAUCACUGUCCUCGGGCAUGGGUGUCCGUAGUGUUUCGGUUGGAAUGCUUAACCAAGCGAGUGACUCCGAGGCGGAACCACCAAACACACGUGGAGGAUUGCUGAAGCCAACGAUUUCUUCACAGAACAAAAUCAACGGUACGGGCAAUGGGGCCGGUAAUGGCAGUGGAGGCAAAUAUAUUAACCCCCGCAGUGCUGCUGGCAUCAUUAACCGACGAAAGGGUCUGCAAAACGCUUAUAGUAGUGUGAACAUCUCUACCGCCGGUCAGGAUGAAUCGAGUUCGGAAGAAUCACCCACCAGUACGGCAAGCACGGUACCGACGAAACCGGCCGUCCCACCACGCCCGCGAAGUAUCGCCUUCGAACACAAGCGGAUAGCCAACGUGAACACUAGUCUUAUCAAUGUGAAGAAAACGGUUACCGUCGGCGGUACGACGACCAUUCCGCCCGAGUCAACAAAUGGUGGCAGCGGUGGCAAUAACAAUUCCACCAACAAUGGUGGCAUCAUGCCAUUGAAGGACGGUGAUUUGGACAAUGCAGACCUCACCAAUCAGCUUUGUACGAACAUUAUUAACCAGCUCGUACAGACGACCUCCACCGUUAUACAGCUUCACCAGCGGCUAAAGUCGAGCGAUGAGGCGAGCAUUAAUGGGCGCAGCAACAAUUCGCUGAUGCUUAAGGAGCUCGAAAAUGCCGUCAUCAUGACGCAAAACAUGCUCACCAAAGUCACCAAUCGCAAUCACAGCGAUGGUAUCAACAACAAUAGCAUGAGCAAUAACACAAACAAUCAAAUAAUGUACGAAAAGUGUGUCGACAUGCUGAACCAGGUGCAGAAGCACGUGAACAACAACGGCUAA
Molecule: messenger RNA, 7628 nt
Organism: Anopheles maculipalpis
Lineage: Eukaryota; Metazoa; Arthropoda; Insecta; Diptera; Culicidae
Gene: Wdr62
Exons: 15
Coding region: 24-7628 (2534 amino acids)
Biological process (GO): mitotic spindle organization; regulation of mitotic cell cycle
Cellular component (GO): mitotic spindle
Molecular function (GO): protein binding
Source: RefSeq, a predicted model, not a curated record